AUGGAGGAGACUCAACAUCGAAAUACCGCCAACAAAGAUCCAAAAGCUGUCACCUCUACCUCAGCAUCCCGAGAUCGGAAAAUCAGCGACGAAGAAUCAGCAAUUACAAAUUCUUCUCAGGAAGAUAACCUAGAUCAAAUUAACUCCGAUGAAAAUUUAACAGCCACAAAUUCUCAGAAAGAAACCCAACGACAAAACACCAACGAAAAUUUAACGAUCGCAACCUCCUCCCGAGAAGAAAUUCGACAAGAAACUACGAUCACGACGACUUCUUCUUCUUGGGGAGAAGCUCAAUGUCCAAACACUGACAGAGAAAAUUCGAAGGUCACGACGACUUCUUCUUCUUGGGGAGAAGCUCAAUGUCCAAGCACUGACAGAGAAAAUUCGAAGGUCACGACGACUUCUUCUUCUCAGGGAGAAGCUCAAUGUCCAAGCACUGACAGCGAAAGUUCGGUGGUCAUGGCGACUUCUUCUCCGGGAGAAGCUCAAUGUCAAAAUGUCAUCGAUGAGAAUUCAACGGCAACGACUCUUUCCCAAGGGUACCUUGACAAAAACCAUUCGAGUCCUUUGUAUAAUGUUCCGGUUGAAGUUUUCAUAAAAAUUUGCAAAGAUAUUCCUCCACGUCAACUUUACUACCUCUCAAAAUCAUGCAAAAAAUUCCACGCUUUGCUGAUUUCAACCGAUUUCGGCACCGAACAAAUUUGGAGGUCUUCGAGGAGAAAUUUCAUGCCAAAGUUGCCGGAACCACCGAGAACAUUUUGGGAGGGACAAUGGCUAUUUUUAAAUAUGAUUGACUUGGGAUGCCAAUUCUGCGGAUCCGGAGCUAUUGAGCCCAAGGGAAAUCUACCAUCCGAAGAACCCGUAAAAACUUAUUGGAUAUUUCGCGUGAUGUGCUGUAAAAGAGAACUACGAGUGGAGGAGGAAAAAAAAUUUUUGCUAAAAUUUCUCCCUUGCUUGGAAUUUAAUAAACGACCAAAUAUUUACUGGAAGUCAGACGUUGAGAGAGCCUACGAAGAGUUCCACAAUCUUCCCCGGGAAGAGCUCAAGGGAUGGAUCAGUGAUAAACUCAAAAAGGUUUAUGCGAAAAGGUGCACUGAAAGUUACUGUGAAGAUGCCUGUGUUAAAAAUAGCGAGAUCAGAAACCACAAAAUGAAGCGUUUCAGGAACGUGGCAAAUGUAUUGUCGAGCAAGGUACCCAAUGACGCGAGAAUGAAAAUUACCAAGGUGAUCUCGAAGAUAAAAGAGCUUCCAACUUACAAGAAAUAUUGGAAAAAUAUGAGCUCCGUGGUAUUGUUUAAUGACCACCAUUGGCAAAAAUUUGAAGAGAUCUUGUUGAAAGAAUGGAAUAAUAAUCGCAGAGACGCGAUUAAAGCAGUGAGAUUAUUCUCCAUAGUUUUAAAGAUAUACGACAAUUAUGCUCCGGGGUCAGCGCUUUUCAGCUACCUUUAUCAUUGUCCGACGUUCAGGGGCAAUUAUCCUCCACAAUUCAGUGAUCCCGACAUACCUUUGGACGAGAGUUUUGUUGAUAACGAGUUCAUACCAGAACUCAUUAUAGAAGCCUACGAAAUUGCCAACAAGUCCGAAAGACCUCCUCCGAUCAUCACCAUCGAAGGGGUCAAGAAAUUUGGGUAUAAGGACAGGUUGGUUAUCCAAUGUAAACUGUGCAAGAAUUCGAGUUCGCAGAACAACGGGUUGUAUACCAUCAAUGGUGUUCAGAAGCAUUUGAAGGCGGAGCACGAUUUCGAGGAAGACACAAAGGAGAUGGAAAAUUUCGUCGAGGUAGAUUGGGUGGAGGCUCAAAAAUCCUCCUCCGUUAUCAAAUCUUUAAGAUCCACCAUUGUCCAAUAUGAGAUCGAAAUUGAUAGUCUGAAAUCCUUGAACUCCGCUUUAAAGUCUCGCCUCGCAAAGCUCCAGGCUGACACGAGCGCCGACUACGAAGUCGAAUUGUUACGCGACGAGUGUUCAAAACUGAGGCUCGAUGUAUCAAAAUCCCUGCGAGAGAAAGAGGAACAAAUGAUCAAGAAUGAAAUCCUUCAGGAAGAGGUCUCAAGACUAAAAAACGAAAAUAAGAAUCUAAAGAAUGAAAAUUAUAGUCUUCAGGAUGAGAACUCCGAAAUAAAAAGCAGGAAUUUAAACUUGAAUUCUCGGUUGAACGAUAAAGAAUCAAGUUCUCGACUUGAUUACUUGGAAUUGAAAAGAGAACUGUCGGGAUUGAUGAAUGAGAAUUCCAGGAUGGCCAACAGGAAUCACGCACUUCAGGAAGAGGUUGCAAAGUUGAAGAGGGAUCACGAAGAGGUCCAGAAAGAAAGAGAUAAUCUGAUGAAAUUUAGCAAGUCUCGAGAAUUGACGGAAUUACUUGCCAGCAUAAAAAUAAAUGACGAUGGUCCGAAGACCUCUGAACUUGAGUUCGGUCACUCCCUUGUUACCCCUAUUUAUGACAACGUCUACCAGUAA
Molecule: messenger RNA, 2454 nt
Organism: Acaulospora colombiana
Lineage: Eukaryota; Fungi; Glomeromycota; Glomeromycetes; Diversisporales; Acaulosporaceae
Source: the annotation of a GenBank genome assembly